CAAAACAAAAAACAGAAGGAAAAACAGAGCGAUCCAAUUCGAGACGGCUCUUCCACCCCACCUCCCCUCAGCGCAGCCGCAGCCAUGGCGUCCGCCGAAACCCUAACCCGCUCCCCCUCGCGCGAGCCCUCCUCCGACCCGCCCCGCGCCGCCUCUUCCGAGCCCCACCACAACGGCGACGGCACCGGUGCGGGCGCCGGAGACUCGUCCCGCCGCCGCCGCCGCAGCCGCUGGGAGCAGUCCAACGAUGACUCCGCCGCCAACAACUCCGGCGGCGAGGGCGGGACCGGGGGCCGGAAGCGCAAGACGCGGUGGGCCGAGGAGGAGCCGCGCCCGGCCAUCGCGCUCCCGGACUUCAUGAAGGACUUCGCCGCCGAGAUGGACCCCGAGGUACACGCCCUCAACGCGCGCCUCCUCGAGAUCUCGCGCUUGCUGCAGUCAGGCCUCCCGCUCGACGACCGCCCUGAGGGCGCGCGCUCGCCCUCCCCCGAGCCCGUCUACGACAACCUCGGCAUCCGCAUCAACACCCGCGAAUACCGCGCCAGGGAGCGCCUCAACCGCGAGAGGCAGGAGAUCAUCUCGCAGCUCAUCCGCCGCAACCCCACCUUCAAGCCCCCCUCCGACUACCGCCCACCCAAGCUCCAGAAGAAGCUCUACAUCCCCAUGAAGGAGUACCCCGGCUACAACUUUAUCGGCCUCAUCAUUGGCCCUCGUGGCAACACGCAGAAGCGCAUGGAGAAGGAGACUGGUGCCAAGAUUGUCAUUAGGGGGAAGGGUAGUGUCAAGGAAGGGAAGCUGCUGCAGAAGAGGGACCUCAAGCCGGAUCCCAGCGAGAACGAAGACCUCCACGUGCUUGUUGAGGCAGACACACAGGAGGCACUGGACGCGGCUGCUGGUAUGGUGGAGAAGCUGCUCACCCCGGUGGAUGAGGUGCUCAAUGAGCACAAGCGGCAGCAGCUCCGGGAGCUUGCCGCACUUAAUGGAACAAUUAGGGAUGAUGAGUUUUGUAGGACAUGUGGUGAGGCUGGCCACAGGCAGUAUGCUUGCCCCAACAAGAUGAACACGUUUAAGAGUGAUGUGCAGUGCAAGAUCUGUGGGGAUGGUGGGCACCCGACUAUUGAUUGUCCGGUCAAGGGCACUUCUGGGAAGAAGAUGGACGAUGAAUACCAGAACUUCCUGGCUGAGCUUGGUGGUGGGAGUGCACCUGAGUCCAUGAACAAAUCUGGUGGUCCAAUGUUGGCUCUUACAGGAAGUGGCGGUAGCGGUGGUGCUUCUGCUGGAACUGGGAGUAACCCGCCUUGGCCUUGGUCAACUGGUGGUGGUGUGGCUGCCACUGGGCUCAAUGGUAUCAAGAAAGACUAUGACGAGACAAAUCUGUAUAUUGGCUACCUGCCACCUACAAUGGAUGAUCCUGGAUUAAUCAGUCUGUUUUCGCAAUUUGGGGAUAUUGUCAUGGCUAAGGUGAUCAAGGAUCGAAACACAGGACAGAGUAAAGGAUAUGGAUUUGUCAAGUAUUCAGAUGUGUCACAGGCCAAUGCAGCGAUUGCUGCAAUGAAUGGUCACCAUCUUGAAGGGAGAGUUAUUGCAGUUAGAGUUGCAGGAAAGCCGCCACAGCCGGCACCAGCAGUGUCAGCACCCCCCUCGUAUCCUCCUCCUCCUACGGAUCCUACUUCAGGUGGCUAUUCCUCCCAGUCCUACAUGAGAGCACCACCGCCACCUCCUCCAGGGAGUUACGCUCCAGUUCCUUGGGGGCAGCCACCACCAUAUGCUUCAUAUCCUCCGCCACCACCAGGCUCUAGCGUCUACAAUCCUGCACCCCCUGCACCAGGUCAAGCUGCCCCACCUCCAUAUGGGGUGCAGUAUCCACCACCACCACCACCCCCAGCAGCUCCGAUCCCUCCACCAGGCACUACUCCAUCAAGUGAUGGAGCUCAGAACUAUCCCCCUGGUGUAGCACCACCAAGUUCUGGCACACCCACUCACCCUGUUGCAACAUCAGUAUAUGCAUCAUCAGGCGCACCAAAUGCACCAUCGAUGUACCCUCCACCACCUUAUAGUUAUUCCCCAUACUAUCCUCCACCAUUUCAGCCACCACCUCCACCACCACCGGUUAGUGUUGAUCCCUCUCAGAGUAUUGCAACUGCACCUUGGGCUACACACAGUGCAGUGCCGCCACCGCCACCACCUUUGUCCUCCUCAACCGACCAGCCUACUGCUUCCUAUGGUGCCGAUGCAGAGUAUGACAAGUUUAUGUCAGAGAUGAAGUGAUAUGGGCAAAGCUGGUGAUUAUUCCAAUGAAGGGCAAAAGGCUUGAUAUUUCUUGGAGCUUAUACCAGCCUGAUUUAUUUCUUGUUGGAAGUUUGGGACUCACAUCUUAACCUUGCUGUGUGCUGUUGUGACCAUUGCAGAGGUUGCAUGCUUAAGAAGGCAUCAAGCAUUACUGGCUCAGCUGGCAUCGGAAUAUUUGCUUCUCUCUUUGAACUAUUUUAAGGAACCUUUUACUAAUGCUUUUGUUAUGAUAUCUAUUCUUGUUAUUAUUUGAGAUUACCCUGUGAUGUCACUUCAAUGCUAUGUUCUUUGUGACAGUGUGUUAAUCUCACUUUAUUAUUCAUAAUAUUGUUCAUCUUGAUUUAGUAGUGCUAGCAGUCCUCUCCAUCUGGAGCAGAGAAGCUUGCUGCCCCGUGCUGGUUGGUAUAACUUCAAAAAUUAAAAUGCAUGUUUGGUAUCUUCUGAUGAAUCUGUCAUGCUUUUCUAUCUUACGUCUUCACCUAAGUUGUUUGGCAGUUGUCGUGACAGCUUGGCACAGGCAGCCAGAGUUUUUAGUACUUGAUGAAUAUCAGGUAUAAUGGAGUUGCUGUGAAUUGUUCUGUGGGCCUAAUGUUUUCAUUUGGUUUCUGCACACUUUUCUACUGACAAACAGUAACUGGUAACCUAUCAGCUUCAAGACAGUUACUUGUCUGACAUAAUUCAUAUCUUCUUUGAAGUUUAAUCUCUGGUCUUUACCUGUUGAGUUGUCUCAGUGUGAGGCUUCGAGGACCUAACAUACCAUUUACUGAAGUCAUUGCUGAGUAUCUUAAUUUGUCUAUAUGGUUGACCCUCCUCCAUAGUAGUAUCCAGAGUAUUCCAUAAGUCUGUUAAUGCUUUUACAAGGUUUUGGAGCUACAAACUAAUUACAAGGUUUGGGAGCUACAAAAUAAUACCUGCAUUAGUAAUAAUAUAUUUCCUGUUAGAACUAGCAAUAGGAAUAACUUGCUAAUGCUAACAUUAUUAAUGCAGUUCAAGAUUCUCUCUCUUUCGCAUGGUAUAUUUCCUGUUAGAACUAGCAAUAGGAAUAACUUGCUAAUGCUAACAUUGUUAAUGAGUUUAAAGGUGAUAAUUUUUGUAAGAAGGCCAAUGAAGUAUCUUCUGGAUGCAUUAUGCCAUUUUUCUUUAUGCUAUUCUUGAACUAAGUAUGCUAUUAGGUUGUUUUAUUGAAGCAAGUAGGCACAUGAAGACUUUGGCAGGGCAGCACCGGGAGCUUUCUCAGUAAUCUUGAGUGAUCCCAUCUCAAGUACCUGACAAACUCAGCAGAUAUUGCUGGGCUGAAUUCAGCUGUGCGCGGUACAUUGCAUGCUUAGAGGUGGCCGUGGAGGGCACAGUCAUGAGUCAUGCAGUAGUACUGGUAAUAACUAUAUCAGCCCUCUCUGCCAAUUGACUGGUCCUGCUGUUACUGGUGGCUUAUUUGCAGCGCAAAAUAGUGUUUUUAAUCGCUUUUGACCUAGUACGUGUGAUUGCUCAGUCGCAUGGUAAUCGGUAACCACUCUGAUUCCAUUUUUUGUAAUAACAAUGGGACCUAUUUUGAGUCUCUAUCGCAGGGGCCCACGUCGGCACGUGCUUCACCUUCACGUGGGUUCACCGUGUGAUAUACUGACAGAAAUGAUCAAAAUGCAUGCAUGUCUCUGGA
Sorghum bicolor (sorghum) is the source of this 3943-nucleotide messenger RNA. RefSeq names its product branchpoint-bridging protein. Gene Ontology annotation, biological process: regulation of mRNA splicing, via spliceosome. The transcript is spliced from 2 exons. Gene Ontology annotation, molecular function: mRNA binding; zinc ion binding. Lineage: Eukaryota; Viridiplantae; Streptophyta; Magnoliopsida; Poales; Poaceae. Gene Ontology annotation, cellular component: nucleus. The record is from RefSeq and is a predicted model, not a curated record. The coding region runs from base 85 to 2268 and encodes 727 amino acids.